AUGAAGGUGGUGCCAGUGGUGGCGACGAUCGCUGCCGGGGUUGCAAAGGCCGCCCCUGAAAGGCAAGUGGAGGACGAGGCUGCUGGCCCUGGGCCAAGGAGGGAGGAACAGCCCCAGGGGGGCUUGCACCUCAAGAAAGAGGAAUCAAAGAAGUUGGACGAGGCCCAAAGAGCCUGCGCCGUCGAGCGACAUGAAGAGGCUAUAAGUAGUAAUGAAGAGCUGGUGAGGCAAAAAGAUGAGACUGAUGGCAAAGUUGGCGAUCUCCAGAGGGAACUGGAGGGAGAGCGCGCCAAGGCGGUGGAGGAGAAAGGGAGGCUUCAGAGGGAGUUAGAAGCAGAGAGAGUGCAGGCGACGGCGGAGAAGGAGAGCUUGAAGGAGGAAUUGGAGGUGGAGAAAGCGAAGGCGGCGUCAGAAAGGGCGGCCCUGCAGAAAGAGCUGGGCGAAGAGAGGGUAAAGGCAGUCUCUCAAAGGGCGGCUUAUCUCGAUCUGUGCGUCGCAACAGUGGAGCAAUUCAAAGGGUUUGCCAAAUUUCAGGUGGCGGUUGAUGCCGCGGUCGCGAGUAGCCUGGCUGGGCAGGAAUCUGGAGGGGCGGGCCCAUCGAGGACGACUGCUGGACGCAGAACUGACGCAGAAUUGUGCUUGUCAUUUGUCAUUUGA
Molecule: messenger RNA, 657 nt
Organism: Camellia sinensis
Lineage: Eukaryota; Viridiplantae; Streptophyta; Magnoliopsida; Ericales; Theaceae
Source: RefSeq, a predicted model, not a curated record